GGCGUCUCCAGCGCCCCAAAUGCCACGAACACAAACACCCGUCUCAAACUACACCCCUGGCCCCGGGUACAGCCAGGUUGACCGUGCCUCCCCCGCACCGCAAGUUUUGCGCAACCAAACACCCGUGUCGCGUUCUAAUUUUACACCGGCUCCUGGGUAUGGGCCAAACAUCCCCGGAACACGAGGUCCUGGCGAAGGGUACAGGCCAUUGGAAACAUACCAACCUCAACACGAUCCUUAUGGUCCUCCAUCUAGCACUCCUUUCCGUCCAUACAGUCCCGCAAUUGAUCCAAACUCUCGUUCUUUAACUCCCGCGUCUGCCUUCCCUGGUGAUAGAGCAGCAGCCCGAACCUAUUCACCCUUCAACCAGCCUGGCGCAACCCCCUAUCCAGCUCAAGAAAACGAAUACCCGCUGCGAUCAUUCAGUCCUGCUACUCACAAUGGUCUUCGCUCUCCCCCAGCCGCCGCCCCGGCCGACACCCUGGGUAGGACGUUGUCGCCAGUCAAUGCAGCUAAUGGGGACGGCUAUGUGGCGUUCAGUCCUGUAGCCAAUGCGUCGCCCUCGCCUUUCGCUACCCACGCUAUUUCGGCAAACGAUGGAUACAGCCAUGAAUACAGCCAUGGUCAUCCGGAAGCUCGGGACUAUGACAUGCCACACAGCUCCUAUAACUCACAUGAAGAGCCUCAGAGUGGUUAUGUAGCAUUCAGUCCUGCAGCCGAUGCGUCGCACUCGCCCUUUGCUAGUGACGCAAUCUCGGCACACCACGAAGCCAGCCAUGAACAUCUAGAUCACCUGGACAAUAACAUGCCACAUGACUAUAGCUCCCAUGGAGAGCCUGAGAGUGGCUAUGCUGCAUACCACCCCACUGCUAAAUCACCGUCCUCCGAAUUGAACCAUGCUUCUCCGUUCGAAGAUCAUGACGAACAUAUCAAUUCCGCCCAUGUGUCCACAGGAAGACCAACUUCGGAGUCCCACGAAACGUCGCAACAGCAUGAUAACUAUGUUGCUUACAAACCUUCCGCUGGUAAUGAGUCCUCGUUUGAGGGACAUGCCGAGACGCAUGAGAACGUCGAAAUGCAUACCGGCGCUGACGUUGCGAACAACUCGGACGAACACCGUGUGUCGAACGAAUCGCAUGAUGUGCUACAGUCUCACUACAACCAUGAUAAUCCUACCACUUCGUCCAGGAAGUCGUCCGAGUUCGAAAUCUCUUCACAAGGACACCACGAACAAGCGACUGCAGAGCAGAUGCAUGGAUUAGAAGUCAGGCCUGUUUCUCCGCUGAGCUUGGGCGACUUAACGCAUGCCAAUGAUGGCUUUGAAACUUUCAAUCCCUCCGUCAGUUCGCCUGCGCGAACAGAGACCGAACAUAGACCUUCAAAUUACCACACACAAACAAGUGCGACUGUCGAAAACCCGUUCGAGGACUCCGACCGCCAAAAAACAAGACCCUCAGAAGGGUACAGGGCCUUUAGUCCUUUCGUGACAUCACCCGCUACACCCACACUCCCAAACAUCGCGCCCUACCAACACAAUGGUCAAUCACCAUCAAGGACGAUGUCUCCUCAAGGCGAGACUUCACACGUGAAGCCAUAUCGGCCUGACUACAUUUAAAAUAUUCUCUUCGCUCACUAGCUGGACUUCUUCAUGAUAAUAGGAGAGCUGGCUGUACUUUCUGUUACGAUUGCAUUCUACCAAAGAGCAAAAGCUCACGAGUUGUUAAAUACCCUUUGUUUUCCCCAAUCUUCAUGUUCUUAACGUUUUGUAUCUCCAGUUGGGUACUCUAAUCAGAGACAACCCAGGAGACCUUUCUUCAAGCCCAUGGCUGACUAACUUUGUACAUACCCAGAUGAAUUAUCUCACAUACAAUGUUAACUCAAUUAC
This is a messenger RNA of Aspergillus vadensis CBS 113365, 1885 nucleotides long. RefSeq lists its product as uncharacterized. The coding region runs from base 20 to 1615 and encodes 531 amino acids. Lineage: Eukaryota; Fungi; Ascomycota; Eurotiomycetes; Eurotiales; Aspergillaceae. The record is from RefSeq and is a predicted model, not a curated record. The transcript has a single exon.